UUUUAAAAGACAGUUAAUGCUUUAUUUUGGUUGUGUCAGUGGUGGGAAGACAGUAUUGUAAUGUUUCUUUGAGAAUUUAUUUUCUGUAUUGUCGUUACAUUAUCUUUACGUUGACGACUUUACUAAGCCUGCUCCAGAAUCAUAAAGCUAACGUUAACUGUAUAUGGCUCUGGCUUGCACCAUAAUAUUGACAUUAGCCAGUUAGCGUAACUGUCGAGAAACGACUCAAACCAAUUCAGUAACAACGCUUACUGUAUUUAUUUCGAGGGAAUUAUUUAUUGUAGUCCAGAGUGGUAUCGAACAGGUGUAUCAGGAUGGAUAUCCGCGGGGCGGUGGAUGCUGCAGUGCCCACGAACAUCAUCGCUGCCAAGGCUGCGGAGGUCAGAGCCAACAAGGUCAACUGGCAGUCAUACCUGCAGGGCCAGAUGAUCUCUGCCGAGGACUGUGAGUUCAUUAAGAAGUUUGAAGUGGCUCAUUCUGAGGAGAAACAGACCAUCCUCACAAAUGAAGGACAUCAGUGUGCCAGGACGUUCCUGAACCUGAUGGCUCACAUCUCUAAGGAGCAGACUGUCCAGUACAUCCUCACCCUAAUUGAUGAUACCCUGCAGGAGAACCACCAGAGGGUGAACAUCUUCUUUGACUACGCCAAGAAGACAAAGAGCACUGCCUGGUCCUACUUUCUUCCCAUGCUCAACCGCCAGGACCUGUUUACCGUCCACAUGGCGGCCAGGAUCAUUGCUAAGCUAGCAGCCUGGGGUCGUGACCUGAUGGAGGGAAGUGACCUCAACUACUACUUCAACUGGAUCAAGACCCAGCUCAGCUCCCAGAAGCUUCAUGGUACAGGUCCAGACUCCAUAGGGCAUGGCACUAUAUCCCCCAGUGACAGCUCCCAGUAUGUGCAGUGUGUGGCUGGCUGCCUCCAUCUGAUGCUGAGGGUCAAUGAGUACAGAUUUGCCUGGGUGGAGGCUGACGGGGUCAACUGCAUCACGGCUGUGCUCAGUAACAAGUGUGGUUUCCAGCUGCAGUACCAGAUGGUGUUCUGUAUGUGGCUGCUGGCCUUCAGCUCUCAGCUCUGUGAGCAGCUACGUCGUUACAACGUGGUGCCGGCCCUGUCUGAUAUCCUGCAGGAGUCUAUCAAGGAGAAGGUCACGCGCAUCAUACUGGCUGCCUUCAGGAACCUGUUGGAGAAGUCAGUGGAGAGGGAGACCCAUCAGGAGUAUGCCCUGGCCAUGAUACAGUGCAAGGUUCUGAAGCAGCUGGAGAAUCUGGACCAGCAGAAGUAUGAUGACGAGGACAUCACUGAAGACCUGAAGUUCCUGCUGGAGAGUCUAGGGGAGAGCGUUCAGGACCUCAGUUCGUUUGAUGAAUACAGUUCGGAGCUGAAGUCCGGUCGCCUGGAGUGGAGCCCGGUCCACAAGUCAGAGAAGUUCUGGCGUGAGAAUGCCGUCCGCCUCAACGAGAAGAACUACGAACUCCUCAAGAUCCUAACUCGUCUGUUGGAGGUAUCUGAUGACCCUCAGGUUAUUGCUGUAGCUGCUCAUGAUGUUGGAGAAUACGUCAGACACUACCCUCGGGGGAAACGGGUGAUCGAGCAGCUUGGAGGUAAACAGCUGGUGAUGAACCACAUGCACCAUGAAGAUCAGCUGGUCCGCUACAACGCCCUGCUGGCCGUGCAGAAACUCAUGGUCCACAACUGGGAGUACCUGGGAAAGCAGCUCCAGUCAUCAGACCAGCAGCAGCAACAGGCUGUGGCCGUUAGGACCUGAACCCCUGACUACAGGCCAUGGCCGCCAGAAGCUGAACUCUAACCCCUGACCCCUGCAUGAAACCUACUGGGUGUCUGGGUCAUACAGACAUGUAGUGGGCUGUACUGUGAGUGUGUUACUGGCUGACUGAGUGUGUUACUGGCUGACUGAGUGUGUUACUGGCUGACUGAGUGUGUUAUUGGUUGACUGAGUGUGUUAUUGGUUGACUGUGUGUGUUACUGGCUGACUGUGUGUGUUACUGGCUGACUGAGUGUGUUACUGGCUGACUGAGUGUGUUACUGGCUGACUGUGUGUGUGUCGUCCAAUGAAAUUAACAGUCCAGUUUAUGUCAUGAUGAGUUAAAAUGUGUGGCUCUACUUACAUGUACAUGUCCUGUUUUCUUUUCCUCUGUUCUCUACCCUUCUGUUGUCUCCUCUGGUCUCUUCUCCUUUUCUCUGGUCUCUCUCUUCUCCUCUGGUCUCUCUCUUCUCCUCUCGUCUCCUCUGUUCUCUACCCUUCUGUUGUCUCCUCUGGUCUCCUCCUCUCUGGUCUCUCUCGUCUCCUCUGUUCUCUCUCCUCUCCUCUGGUCUCCUCUCCUCUGGUCUCCUCUCCUCUGGUCUCCUCUCUACUGACUGUAGCUUGAUUUCCUGCUUGUGGUUUAUUAAUGAUAUUAUGUGAAGUGACCUCACAGCUAAGUGAUGUCAGUGAUUUGAGUAGUACUUGAUGUUGUGAUAAAUGUAAAAUUGAUAAAGUUACUUAUGUGUUGUUAAAACGUUAUGAGUAUGCAUUCCAAUAAAGUGUAAUCUAGAAGGA
Salmo salar (Atlantic salmon) is the source of this 2558-nucleotide messenger RNA. RefSeq names its product Vacuolar proton pump subunit H (gene vath). Gene Ontology annotation, biological process: proton transmembrane transport. Gene Ontology annotation, molecular function: proton-transporting ATPase activity, rotational mechanism. The record is from RefSeq and is a predicted model, not a curated record. Lineage: Eukaryota; Metazoa; Chordata; Actinopteri; Salmoniformes; Salmonidae. Gene Ontology annotation, cellular component: lysosomal membrane; vacuolar proton-transporting V-type ATPase, V1 domain.